Molecule: messenger RNA, 2122 nt
Organism: Rhipicephalus microplus (southern cattle tick)
Lineage: Eukaryota; Metazoa; Arthropoda; Arachnida; Ixodida; Ixodidae
Product: profilin
Cellular component (GO): cell cortex
Molecular function (GO): actin monomer binding
Source: RefSeq, a predicted model, not a curated record
UUCCGACGUCACGUGCAUCGGAGGCGGGCGGAGUGAUACAUCGUGUGCGGAUCGGCCGCUCUCGCAGACUCGCAGUGCCGGCUUUGUUGGAUUUCGAGCGCAUCUGGUGCCAGCGCUGCGGCUUCGUGUCGGAUAUCCCUGUAGUGCAACGAAAACAACGCUUCGGAAAUGUCUUGGCAGGCGUACGUCGACAACCAGAUUUGUUCACAGGUCAACUGCACAGUGGCUGCAAUCGCUGGCCUCAACGAUGGAGUCAUUUGGGCGAAAUUUGAAAAGGACUGUGUGAUCACGCAGCAGGAGCUGAAAACCAUCGCCGACACGAUGCGGACCAACCCUAGUGCUUUCAACGAGACCGGCAUCCACCUUGGCGGCCAGAAGUACGUCUGCCUAUGCGCCGAAAACAACUUGGUCCGGGGCCGAAAAGGCAGCUCGGCGUUCAUCGCCGUCGCCACCAACACCUGUCUGCUGGUAGCUGCCACCGUUGACGGCUUCCCCCCUGGUGUGCUCAACACUGUGGUCGAGAAACUAGGAGACUAUCUGAAGCAAAAUAACUAUUAGUUUUACAAAGCAAAGGAAAGCGCUGUCUGCCACGAAGUCGCUCGUGCCGCCUUCUCCCCCUUGUCGAUCCUGCUGUCGCCACCAUCUCCGGUGCCACUUUCCUUCCUGCCUCCUUCCCCAAUGAUCGAACCAUCCAAGAUGCCAGCGUGAAGCUGUCUACUGAAGCACGCAGAAGCUCCACAUGUCUGGCCACCUGAAACUUCAGUUUCGCACCACCCAAACCUUAAGAUUCACUUCCUUCUCUCGCGAGCACUGUUAACCCAACACGUCCGUGAGUUUUGUGCAGUCCCGCUAUUAUUGUUUCCAUGAAGAGGGAGGCGGUGUGCAACAGCGAAAGAGAGGACUCCAUCACUUCUUGCCUGCAUUCGUUGGCACAUUUUUAAUUGUGAAUUGUAAUCUCUUCUUUUUUUUUUCAUGCGUUACAAUUUUUUUUCACCUCCUCCUCUUCAAUGUUUUUAGGUGGGUCGGGGAAACAAUUGUGCGUUAAAUGGUGAAAGCUGUUCAAGCGGCUGAACACCAGUGUUGCGCCAAAUGCACCGGUUGGAAUAAAUUCCAGUGUUGGUGAACUUAUACCGAACGUUUUUUUUUAUGCACACAUGUUGAGAGGUGGACAGGUGCUAUUAAAUUAUUUUGUGCUGUUUCUCUUCGUCCUUGUUUGGUUUUUCUUUUUUUCAUACUUUUUGCUAACAUGUUCUCCUAAGCGCUAGGGAUUGGUGCUGAGAUGGAUGGAAAUUUGGCCAAAAAAAUGAGGCAUUUUCCUUCCGUAUUGUGCCGACUGAUGCGCCAGACAUGCUUUGAAACCUAGUGCCAUUUCAAAACACUUCCCUGUCGCAUGAACACUAUACAGUUUUCACCCCUUAAAACACAUUCAGUGCCGUGUAUACUGAGAGCCUAGUCAAGGAAGCUGUGUGGCGGGGUUUCAUACAUUUUUAUUGGGGAUGUAUGGAUGAGAACAGUUUCAUGCAUGGUGCGGAGUGAUUGCCGGUCAGUUCAUACAGGGGACGCCAGCUUCUGGCAAAUGCCUCUGGGCAAGUUUUUUUUUUUUCUCCGUCUAUUUAGAGGCCGGCUUUUUUCCAGGUUGUUGUUGCUGGCAUUCAGUGGCAUUCGUAGGCAAUUUGUUCUCCUCGUUCAUGGCUGUGAGCAAUAUGUGCUCUUUUGCCUUGUUGGUGUGGCAUGUUUGUAAAGUCAAAGCUCCCUUUGCGAGCUGUAGUUUGGAUGGAAUCCAUGGUGCUGGAUAAAAGAGAAGCUAAUGUCUGUCGCUGCUCAAGCUGAGGGCCACACUCAAUGUCUUGCAGUGACUGCUGGUGGUGCAAGACUUUUUUUUUUUCUCUUGUCUGGCCCGAAUCGCGCAUCGGGAGUAACUGUGCCGAACAAAUUUUUUUUAUCCCUCUUUAUUUUUUGGAAAAAAAAAGUUCUGGCACAUUCUCAGUGGCCAGGGAAAGUCUUCUGGAGCCCAAGGAGAGUUAGCGUGGCUGUGACGAUGGCAUGAGGGCUUCGGAAGUUCUUUGAUGACUUAACAAUUUUGUUUUAUAUGCGGGAAUAAAGGAAUGAUAGUGACAUUGAA